Pistacia vera is the source of this 1017-nucleotide messenger RNA. RefSeq names its product V-type proton ATPase 16 kDa proteolipid subunit-like. The record is from RefSeq and is a predicted model, not a curated record. Gene Ontology annotation, molecular function: proton-transporting ATPase activity, rotational mechanism. The transcript is spliced from 3 exons. Gene Ontology annotation, cellular component: proton-transporting V-type ATPase, V0 domain. NCBI's taxonomy places the organism in Eukaryota, Viridiplantae, Streptophyta, Magnoliopsida, Sapindales, Anacardiaceae. The coding region runs from base 129 to 626 and encodes 165 amino acids. Gene Ontology annotation, biological process: proton transmembrane transport.
CACGACAAGCAUAAUACUACAAAACCAGAGGGAGAUCAGAUCGCAACUGUCUGUUAAAAUCAUUACGCAACAAAUUUUAUUUUAAUUCUUAGAUUUAAACGACUUCGUUUUUAGAUCCACAAUCUACCAUGUCUUCCUCUUUCAGCGGCGAUGAAACGGCACCCUUCUUCGGCUUCCUCGGCGCUGCUGCCGCCCUCGUCUUCUCCUGUAUGGGAGCUGCAUAUGGAACAGCCAAGAGUGGAGUUGGUGUGGCGUCAAUGGGUGUGAUGAGGCCUGAACUGGUGAUGAAGUCGAUUGUGCCAGUUGUUAUGGCUGGUGUUUUGGGUAUUUAUGGGUUGAUUAUUGCUGUCAUUAUCAGUACUGGGAUUAAUCCUAAGGCCAAAUCAUAUUACCUUUUUGAUGGUUAUGCUCAUCUAUCAUCUGGUCUUGCUUGUGGUCUUGCUGGACUUUCUGCAGGAAUGGCUAUUGGAAUUGUCGGUGAUGCAGGUGUCAGAGCUAAUGCACAGCAGCCAAAACUUUUUGUUGGAAUGAUCCUUAUCCUCAUCUUCGCUGAAGCACUUGCACUUUAUGGUCUUAUUGUUGGCAUCAUCUUGUCUUCUCGAGCUGGCCAGUCCAGAGCAGACUAAGGAGGGAGUUGCACUGCCUAGUAUUCUUUAAUCUCUUGUUGUUUUCACUCCUGGAGAAAGAUUUUUUAAUUGUUCUCAGGUCAGAAAUGAUUCAACAGCACUUGCAGGGAUCGCAAAAUCUGUUGUGGAAGAUACGGCACUGCCGGUCAGUUGGAUACUGCUGUGUUUUUCUAGAAGUAGGAUUGAGUUUGUCUGCAUAAUAAAGGUGGGGAAGGUUUCCUCGUUUGGUGUUUUUAUUUGUCUAUGUAUUUUGCAGAAAGUUAAAAACACUUUAGUAAAUUAGUGCAUGUAUUAUCUUUUUAUCUUUUUAACCUUUGCAGCAUUCCAUUUUAAUGUAAUCUAUGUUGAGUUCAACCUUCUAUUGAUAGCUACAACUCUAUUCCUUGAUUUA